Molecule: messenger RNA, 150 nt
Organism: Protopolystoma xenopodis
Lineage: Eukaryota; Metazoa; Platyhelminthes; Monogenea; Polystomatidea; Polystomatidae
Source: the annotation of a GenBank genome assembly
GAGAAGGAGGAGAAGGAGGAGAAGGAGGAGGAGGAGAAGGAGGAGGAGGAGAAGGAGAAGGAGGAGAAGGAGAAGGAGGAGAAGGAGGAGGAAGAGAAGGAGGAGAAGGAGGAGAAGUUAGAGAAAAUGGAAGAGCAUGAACUGAUAUAG